AUGCCAUCCUCGGCUUCGAGCAAUGCGGAUGGCCAGACCAAGGGUGUCCAAUGCUCCAUGUGCGGAAAAAGGUUUUCCAGGACCGAUCACCUGAAAAGACAUCAAUUGAGACGUGAGACAUAUCCUGAUACGACGAUAACCUUAGAGAGCACUACCCAGGUUGUCCUCAGCGCCAGAACCGACAGAUUCCGGAGGCAGCACGAGGUGGCAGAAGAUCACACGCUUUGCACGUCUAUGAAGCUUGGCUGUGAUGGUGGCAAUCCGUGCAAAACAUGUCGGCAUAAGCGGAUCGAGUGCAGAUUCUCGAGAUUAAUGUCCAAAGGAGGGGCUGGUCUUAACGAGAUUUCCAAAGGUACUGAAAACGGCCAGUGCGAUCGAGGCUCUAUCAACUUCCUCCUCAACACCGGCACGGCAAGUUUCAUCGAUUGCUUCAGGCUUCCGUCUUCUCAUGAACGGCGCAAUAUAUGGAAUUUCCGUACCGCCAAGGAAGCCACGACAUCGAUCGACUCUGUCAACUUCUUUGGAAACAACAGCAGUGAAGGGAAUGUUUCUUCGACGCCUUUCGAUGAUGAGUCCAUUGACAGGUCCCUACUCGAUGAAGCCAAUCUUCUCACCUUCCUCGGCGGUUCGUUUGGCGUCGUUCCAAUGUUCGGAUCUGAGGCCCCAAUUACCGGCUUUUCUUUAAUAGGAGACUUCGAGGCUCCAACCCCACAAUCGGCCAUGCUUGUACAGGAAAUCCUAGAAAGUUCCAUGACUCUGCAGAUGACGCCACCGGAGCAAGAGCACGUCUUGCAGAACCUGAGGUUUCUUUUCACUCCUUCGAGGAUCGAAAAGUUCGUUGGUCUGUACUUUGAGUUCUGGCAUCCACAUUGUUCUAUCAUUUACAAACCGGCGUUCAGCAUUCACACAACUCCCUUGCCUUUGCUUGCGGCCAUGUCUGUUAUGGGCGCAAUGUACACACCCAUAGAUACGGAAAUUACCACAGCAAGGCUGGUCCUCGACCUAGUGGAACUGUACAUCUUCUCGCUCAAUGAUCUGUCCGAUGUGUACGAGAUCAGGCACAUGUUGAGAGUUGCGUCGGUCUUGGCACCCGAGAACACCCAGUUGAGCGUGCUCGCAUUCGACAAUUUCCAGGCUGCGUACAUACUGGUUUGCGUGCAGUUUUGGGCUGGUAAUAUGGUUUCGAGGAAGCGUGCCGUAGAUACCAGAUUCAACUCGCUUGUCAAGGUUGCACGGAGGCUCGGCCUGAUGAAAGCCCGGCACGAAGUGGACGAUGGCCAGGAUGAGCAAAUGUGGAUUUUGAGAGAGACCAGGAUUCGCAUGAUCAACACAAUGACGCUAUUUGACUGCGCCUUUUGCUUCUUCGUCAACUUCCCUUGCCGAAUUUCCGUGUCGGAGAUGGGAUUUGACCUACCAUGCGAAGAGAGCUUCUUUGCAUCUCAUCACCCGUUCUCAGAACCCGGCUUCACGUUCAGUAGGAAUAUCACCACCGUCGAUGCGUUCCAGAGCCUCUUCAAGCCAUCUCAAAUAAGCCAAGGCCCCAGUAGAAAUCCGCACAAUCUGAAUCCCGCCGACAUGUUCAUGCUCAUUCACAGUAAGUGUCCUGUUGGCGCCUCUUGGGUUCUUCCGCUCACUGCUGCAGUGCUCUACGUAUCAGCGCACACCCAAAUCAUCCAUUUCCCAACAUCGAUAUCCCGCUCAGAGGGCGAUCCGGAUACCUCAACACCGGCUGGACCUCUAGCUCAAGCCUCAGAAUCCGGCAUCAGCGCCAUCAAAACAGCAUUAUCAAACUGGCGAUUACUCUGGGUCGCAAUUCGCGCCAGCAUCCCCAACGAUGCCUGGGCUACUCUAGGAUUCUUCAGGAACGGGUACAAUUACUGGCUUGUCACCCAGCUCAUCAUAUCACACAAGGGGAGCGCUGACAUACUGAUGAAGAUGGAGGUUGGGUGUGAGGAUACACUGAAGCAGUUGAGGUUGCUUCUAAAAGAUGGAAGUGCGGAAACGUAG
This is a messenger RNA of Drepanopeziza brunnea f. sp. 'multigermtubi' MB_m1, 2007 nucleotides long. NCBI's taxonomy places the organism in Eukaryota, Fungi, Ascomycota, Leotiomycetes, Helotiales, Drepanopezizaceae. The record is from RefSeq and is a predicted model, not a curated record.